AUGUUGAGGAAUAUUAUUCUCAUGUUGACUGCACUUGGUGUAGUCGUUACCGUUAGCGCCCGAAUUGCCACCAAAGACGACGACUAUACGAACUUACCCGAGCCCAUCAUGACACGUCUAGCACCCCUAGUCAAUAGUGAUCUCGCUCCCGACAACCGGGUAAAAGAUUCCUACGUUAUCUACCUCAGACCUGGACAUUCACUAGAUGACCACGCGAAAGCCAUCAAACACGAUCUCAAACAACAUAUCGAUCAUGUAUACUCUUUCAUAGAGGAUAAAGUGGUUUAUGUCGGUAUAGCGAUUGACAAGGAUUUAUUGGCAGCGAUCAGAGGAGACCCAAAGGUGGAAAAGGUCGAGGUCCAAGGGUCAGCGAGUCCGGCACCAAUGUAG
Fusarium graminearum PH-1 is the source of this 390-nucleotide messenger RNA. RefSeq lists its product as uncharacterized. The transcript has 2 exons. Lineage: Eukaryota; Fungi; Ascomycota; Sordariomycetes; Hypocreales; Nectriaceae. Bases 1 to 390 code for a protein of 129 amino acids. The record is from RefSeq and is a predicted model, not a curated record.